Molecule: messenger RNA, 1457 nt
Organism: Trichoderma citrinoviride
Lineage: Eukaryota; Fungi; Ascomycota; Sordariomycetes; Hypocreales; Hypocreaceae
Exons: 1
Source: RefSeq, a predicted model, not a curated record
GAACGGACUCGAGAUGUGUCCACCGGCCGCCAUACCAGUCGAGAGCGACGAACCAAGUCGCGCGAUCCUUCGGAAGAGCGCGGCAGAGCUUCAGCCAGGUCAUGGACAAGGCCAAAGAGAUCUCCCACAUCCCCGGUCCCAAUGUCUCCCGAGGACUUGGCCAUCCUGAGCAACCGCACAUUCGACAACUCCGUCGAGCCCCUGACGAUUCGAAAGGCGAGCGUGGCGAAAGUCAAGGCCAGCGGGCGGACAUCCAGCCGCGGAAGAGGUGGAUCGGUGCCGCGGUCACCACCGUCACCGGUGCCGCUGUCGGCGACGGCCUUGCAUUAUCAGGGGUCGGAGGACGAGGAGGACUUUCGAGCGGCCAUGCGGGCGCAGGAAGAGUUCAGGGCCAAGCACAGCCGGAGUGUCGGCCACAAUGUCAGCUCUCCAGCCGUCAGCCGGCGUGAGCAUGCGGAAAGUCGACGAAGAGAAGCGACCGAGACUCGGGAGGUUGCACCGGCGGCCUUGAGCCAGACAGUGCAGCCGCGAGCCGCAUCCACCGAGCACGCCGGCGACCUGAAGAAGAUGAAGGACGAGAGACAGCGGAAGAAGGAACAGGCUGCGCGAGAGCUAGAAGAGCGUAGAAAGUCUCUAGCGAAGCGAGCUCUGGGUCCCCAAAUCCCCCAUCCGAGCCAGAUAUCUCCCGGGAGGCCGCCGAUUCUGGUUGAAGCCGAGGACGAGAAGCUGCCGGAUGAUUUACCGCCUCGCUCUGCAACGGAGCCCCCGAGGACGGCGGAGCCGCCGAGGAGCAUGUAUGCUCAGAACAGGCCACAUAUUGGCCUGCCCGCUACCCCCAAGGCGAUGAGGCUCAUUAUCCGGUCGGACGAGAAUCAGUAUGAGGACCUCCCUGCUCCGCCGGUGCCGGCGACGUUUUCCCAGAAGUAUUCGCCGCAAAACUCACCUCAGUACUCUCCAGGAUACACUUUGGGCAAUAAUGUGUAUGAAGAGGAGCAGAAGCAGCAGCAGCAGCGAUUGCAGCAACAGCAACAGCAACAGCAGCUUCAGCAGCAGUAUGAGCAACAACAGCAGCAGCAGUAUGAGCAACAACAGCAGCAGAAGUAUGAGCAACAACAGCAGCAGCAGCAGCAGAAGUAUGAGCAGAAAGAGGAGGAGCCGCCGUUGACGCUGCUGCCAUCGACUGUAUAUCAGCUGCCGUCCACUGUUUACCAGCCGCCGUCUCGCCCCAUGAUUCCGCGAAGCAUGUCAGCACCGAUCCCUGAAGAGCCCCUUCGCUCGACUCGUUACGGGAGAAAGGGGAGUGCCAAUGAGGGGAGAGGCCUCGACGAUAUCGUAGAGACGGAGUGGCGUCGGCAAGUGAGCAACCUGGUGCCGCCUCCUCCACCACCUCCCCCUUCGGCGCCCCAUACUUUCCUCAAGGAGCUGCAGCAUCUAGCCGUGCCGCCCCCUCCUCCGCC